Lingula anatina is the source of this 1388-nucleotide messenger RNA. RefSeq lists its product as uncharacterized. Gene Ontology annotation, cellular component: Set1C/COMPASS complex. The record is from RefSeq and is a predicted model, not a curated record. NCBI's taxonomy places the organism in Eukaryota, Metazoa, Brachiopoda, Lingulata, Lingulida, Lingulidae.
UUUGAUUUCACAACGAGAUUCAAUAUUGACCCACUUAGCAACAUAACACCGACUGGAGAUUCGCUGAGGCAAAGAAGUCUUAAAAUGGACACAGAAUAUCUAAAACAGCAGCUUGGCCCCUGCCUGUCUGAUUGCUUGGCAGAGGUGUGUGAGAAGAGGCCACAUGAUCCCAUAGAAUUCAUCGCACAAAGAUUAUAUAAACAUGUAGAUAACUUAAAAUAUUAUCAGCAGAAAGAUCUAGAGGCAAAACAAAUAAAAAAGGAAGAAAUUGAAUAUCAGCUAGAGUUAGAAAGACAAGCAAUCAGAGAAGAAGAAGCAGAGAAAUUUGCACAGGAACGAGCUCAAAAGGCAGCAGCAGCUAGUGAUACAUCAGAAGAAAAAUCUAAGAGUGCAACAGCUGUCCCUGGGGCCCCCAAUCUCCCCACUGUGAUGGAGGGAGACGAGCCCACGGAGGAACAGAAGGCAGCAGCUGCAGAAGCAGAGGGUGCAGCCACAGCAGAACCAGUGGCAGAAGAAAAGAAAGAGGAAGAAGCAGAGAUGGCAGCAGAGGAAGGUGAGGGAGAGGGGACAGAGGAGCAGGCUGAGGAAGAAGGAACAGGUGCUGCAGAAGAGGGGGAACAGCAGGCAGAGUAAAACAAAGACUGAUAAGAUAAUUUUAUUUUAAAGACUUCUUGCUACGUCAAAACCACACUGCUACACUUGCCGGCAUCUUUUAUUGUGAAAUAAAAGGAGGUUUUAUCAAGAGGAACAAUGAAGUAUUGUGAGAUAAGAAUUUUCCAAUUCUGGAAGAUAGAAUGGGUAAUUUUUCUGUUUGGGGCUAUAUUUUAUAUGAUCAUCAUACUUAUCACUCGUCAACAUUUUAUCAAUCAGCGCAUAUGAUUUUCACUUUAUAUGUUACUUGUAACAAGGGACCACUGGAUUAGCACUUUUUUUAUCUACCAUGUCUGUGCUGAUGUUUAUACUUGUAAGUUAUUUGUUGAAGAAUCUCUGAUUAUAUUUUAGUUCCUUCCACAGACUUUUUUGUAAGUUUAAUAAUUUCAAAUAAUGUUACACGCAGACACAUGCACACAUACAAAUACUGUGAUUGUGAUUUAAACAUGGGUAUUUUAAACUUGGGUUUUAAUUUGGAGUUUAAAUGUUGAAAAUCAACCAUUUACUUUUGAGAAGUGUCACAAACCAUGACAGCUGAAUUUCUCGAAACAGAAAUUCUGCCACUAAGCAAUACCUCAUUAUCUGAUUUAUGAUACAUUGUAAUUUAUUGAAUGCAACAUGUUAUAGCAGGUCUUUUAGAAAAUUACAGUCACAUUUCUGCAUUCAUGACUCAUCAGUGGACCAACAUGUACCUGUAACAGUAUGUAAAUAUUUUAAAUAAAGAUAUAUCCAAUUCA